AUAUGUGGAAACUACUUGGAAAUAAAAACAGUGAAAAGAAAAAGGAAGCUGUGAAGAAUAAAAGUGAAGAAAGUACCAAGGUUUCUUCUGCAAUGAUGAAAUCCGACGUAAAUUUUCCUUCGUCAUCUAGGACUGCUCUAAGCACAACCCUUACGAGGACUGAACGAAGAGUUAUUACAAUGCGUGCAAGUGAAUUGAAUUUUAGUAGAACAUCUACGUUAGGUACAACUUCUUCCAACAAUUUUUUUUCUUCAGAGCCAUUUUCAGGAUUAAAUAAUUUUUUUUCAAGGGAUUUUACCAGACACAGCUUUAACGCCCCAAGCAUCCAUUCUGAUUCUAAUCCAUUUCAAACUAAUUCAAAUUCCUCCGCAAUUCGUGGAUCGGCUUUUUCAGCACAACCCUCAAAUAAUCAAGCAACGUCUGUGUUGCCAGUCGCGUUAACUCCUACAAAUCGUAAUAUUCCUACUCCAAAUAAAGAACGAACUGAAAAAAAUAAUAACGAUAGUUUACCUGCUAAUAAGAUUGAGAAAUUAAAAAUAAAAGUAAAGAGUAGCACCCGGUGGUGCGACGAAUCGGAUUCGAAAGUUGGUUGCUAUCAGACAAGAUCGAAAAAAAUAGCUUUACUGAUUAACAUUAAAACUUUUAUAAAUAAAGAUGAGAGAAAAGGUUCGGAAAUUGACGUAAAGAAUUUAUGUAGUCUGUUCACACAAAUGGGGUUUAAGGUGAACGCGCCCAAUCGCAAGGAAUGGACUAGAAAGGAUAUUGAAUAUGCGAUUUCUAGUUUCAAAUCUAACAAACGUUUAAAAGAGUAUGACGUCUGUAUUGUGGUGGUAAUGAGUCAUGGAAAUGGUGGAAUAGGAAGCGAUAGUACGGUAAUCGUGUGUAGUAAUAACGAAACUGUAGAAACUAACUGGAUUGUGACACAAUUUGAUGGAAUCAAUUGCAGAGAUUUGCUCGGAAAGCCAAAAAUUUUCGUUUUUCAGUGUUGCAGGGGUGCGCAAGAGUACCACCGCCAAAAACCCGCGACUGAUGGACCAAGUCCUCAAUCAGACAUUCUUGUAGCAUAUAGCACAGUGCCAGGGUUCGUUUCUUAUCGUUGUAAAGAUUGUGGCUCGUGGUAUAUUUAUACGUUUUGCAAAAUUUUUAUGGAACAUGCUUAUGAUACACACGUGGAAGAUCUGUUAAAAAUGGUCGACGAAGAACUGAAGAUGUUUUCUGACAAUUAUAAGGACAUGACCAAACCUACAACAAGCUAUGAAAGUCGAGGAUUUAAGAAGUGUUAUUUACACCCUAACCCUAAAAUAAGUAAAGCAAAAUAGACUUAUUUUACCCGCAAGAUUAAGCUGACGAAAUGUUAAAAAUAUGGAUGCAAGAAUAAGGGGCCCUGGGGGGCCUGAGCAUCUCCCGAUUCAUGGUGAGCACUCUCACCGAACCCAAAUUUUAUUAAAACCCUCUUAAUCCAAAUAGAUGAAAAAUAACUAUAUGGAUAAUACAAAGAAAAGAAACUUCAAAACAAAAAAAAUUGAUUCGACAUAUCGUAAAAAAUUAUUGAUUUAGAUCGAUUUGAAUUAUUUUAAGUUUUUUAUAACAUCAAAAAGCAGUUAUUUGAAAUGCAUAUUAUUAACCAGUAAUUAUGUAGUAAGUGCCUGCAGUUUACAUCUGUUGAAAAAUUAUCACUAAGAUCUUUAAAUUUAUAAACAUACAUACAGGGUUUCUCACGGUGACCACCCAUUACAAUAUUUCGAAAACUACUUCGAUUUA
Agrilus planipennis (emerald ash borer) is the source of this 1761-nucleotide messenger RNA. RefSeq names its product caspase-3-like. The coding region runs from base 3 to 1319 and encodes 438 amino acids. Gene Ontology annotation, molecular function: cysteine-type endopeptidase activity. The transcript is spliced from 7 exons. Lineage: Eukaryota; Metazoa; Arthropoda; Insecta; Coleoptera; Buprestidae. The record is from RefSeq and is a predicted model, not a curated record. Gene Ontology annotation, biological process: proteolysis.